This is a messenger RNA of Nymphaea colorata (pocket water lily), 1282 nucleotides long. Its product is annotated as 14-3-3-like protein. Gene Ontology annotation, cellular component: cytoplasm. The transcript is spliced from 5 exons. Lineage: Eukaryota; Viridiplantae; Streptophyta; Magnoliopsida; Nymphaeales; Nymphaeaceae. Gene Ontology annotation, biological process: signal transduction. Bases 191 to 982 code for a protein of 263 amino acids. The record is from RefSeq and is a predicted model, not a curated record.
UCGCAAUAUCUACGGACGUGGUCGCAGCUGAGUGGUUGGAGCGCUGUUCUCGGGCCACUAUAAGUGGCGGGGCCUGCUCGUUUCGUCCAGGUUUCCCCUUCUGUGAGAGUGAGAGGGAGAGAGAGGAGAGGGAUCUGCCUUGCCCUAGGAGAAGAUCUGAGACCUGUGCUUGUGACUGUGAAAAGAAAGCAUGUCGCCUGUUGAAUCCUCAAGGGAGGAGAAUGUAUACAUGGCCAAACUGGCCGAGCAGGCGGAACGUUAUGAGGAGAUGGUCGAGUUUAUGGAGAACGUAGCAAAAACUGUUGAUGUUGAAGAACUCACGGUUGAGGAACGCAACUUGUUGUCUGUAGCUUACAAGAACGUUAUCGGAGCCAGAAGAGCUUCAUGGAGAAUCAUUUCGUCCAUUGAACAGAAGGAAGAGAGUCGUGGCAAUGAGGAUCAUGUUGCAGCAAUCAAGGAAUACAGGGGGAAGAUUGAGUCUGAGCUUAGCAAGAUCUGUGAUGGCAUCUUGCGCCUCCUUGAAUCACACCUGAUUCCAACUGCUACCGCUGCUGAGUCAAAGGUGUUUUAUCUCAAGAUGAAAGGUGAUUAUCACAGAUACCUGGCGGAGUUUAAGACUGGUGCCGAGAGAAAAGAAGCUGCUGAAAGUACAUUGUUGGCUUACAAGACGGCACAGGAUAUUGCUCUUGCUGAUUUGGCUCCAACCCAUCCUAUUAGGCUUGGACUUGCCCUGAACUUUUCAGUGUUCUACUAUGAAAUUCUGAAUUCACCUGAUCGAGCUUGCCAUCUUGCAAAGCAGGCAUUUGAUGAAGCAAUCUCAGAAUUAGAUACGCUGGGUGAAGAAUCUUACAAGGAUAGCACCUUGAUCAUGCAGCUACUCCGUGACAAUUUGACCCUCUGGACCUCCGAUAUACAGGAGGAUGCGGGGGAUGAGAUCAAGGAAGCCGCAUCAAAACCUGAGACUGGGGCUGAUGGGCAGUGAUCUGUGUACUUGUCAUAGGUGGUGUCAGUAUCGUGUUUCCUUGAAAACAGAUUUUAUGUAUUGCCUUAGGAGGUUUGAUUUUAGGUCAUAGGAACUUUGCCGCAUAUAUGAAACUAUUUCUGCUUUUGUUUAAUACCUUCAUAGCCUCCGUGCUUGAACGUUCUCAUGUGGGGGAAAAUUUCGCAGCUGAUUAGUUUUUUUUAAUAUCAGCCAAGUAUAAGGUGGUGUAAUUGUUGAAUGCGGUGUUCGAUGCCCUAGCGGCAGUAUUGCUUGUUGGAAAUCCUUUGUUGUGUUGAAAAA